Messenger RNA from Acaulospora colombiana, 362 nucleotides. Lineage: Eukaryota; Fungi; Glomeromycota; Glomeromycetes; Diversisporales; Acaulosporaceae. The record is from the annotation of a GenBank genome assembly.
UGAUUGUAAAUGUUACAAAUAACCUGGUAGAUCCUUCUACUAUCCAUUGGCAUGGGUUAUUUCAAAGUGACACCAAUUGGUAUGACGGAGUGGCCGGUGUAAAUCAGUGUCCGAUUCCUGAUGGAUACUCAUUCGUUUAUAAUUUCACGGCUGGCAAUCAGAUCGGAACCUAUUGGUGGCAUUCGCAUUUUCUUUCCCAAUACGUCGACGGUCUUUAUGGACCUCUCAUCAUUCACGAUCCAGAAGAUCCCUUCUUGAAAGAGUACGACUACGAAUACAUUCUCACCUUAACUGAUUGGUACCAUACUCCUUCCAGCGAACUGGUCGUGCAAAGGAUGGCUCCAGGCUAUCAGGGCUUCAAU